UCCUCAGCAGUCCAGUGGAGACGCCCCCUAGUGUUCAGAUUGUACCACAGUUUCGUUUCUGAGGAAACCUUCAUGAAGUGAAUAAAUACCAGUCCAGCUCGAGGCUGCUCACAACAGAGGAAAAACCAUGGGCCUUUUGAUAGGUGCAGCACUUGGAGCAGGUGCAGUAGGGACUGUGGUCGGGGCCCCAUUUGUUCUGGCGGCCGUAGGUUUCACCUCAGCUGGAAUUGCAGCAGGUUCACUGGCUGCUAGUAUGAUGUCGGCUUCUGCAGUGGCUAGCGGAGGUGGAGUGGUAGCUGGAGGUGCAGUGGCUGUUUGCCAAUCAAUAGGUGCGGUUGGUCUGUCGGGGGCCACUGCAGCUGUGAGCGGCUCGAUGGGGUUGUUGUUAGGCCUCAUUAUCUGAAUAAUCAACAAUUAGUUAUCCUGUUAAUCUAAUGAAGCAAGUGAUGAAGCAGCAUGUUUAUGUUCUGAAAUGUUUGGAAAGUUGUCUGGUUUGCAGUUACCUGACAUGAUGUUUCAUAGUUUGAAUCUUACAUCUCCGAAAAUAAAAGCAACCGGGUUAAAACACA
Molecule: messenger RNA, 569 nt
Organism: Hippoglossus stenolepis (Pacific halibut)
Lineage: Eukaryota; Metazoa; Chordata; Actinopteri; Pleuronectiformes; Pleuronectidae
Product: interferon alpha-inducible protein 27-like protein 2B
Exons: 4
Coding region: 128-403 (91 amino acids)
Biological process (GO): apoptotic signaling pathway
Cellular component (GO): mitochondrion; membrane
Source: RefSeq, a predicted model, not a curated record